Molecule: messenger RNA, 1233 nt
Organism: Paramuricea clavata
Lineage: Eukaryota; Metazoa; Cnidaria; Anthozoa; Malacalcyonacea; Plexauridae
Source: the annotation of a GenBank genome assembly
AUGGAGCUGCUGCUCUUAGGUGACGGUAAUGGUAACAACCACUAUGUCCUGAUAAAGGACAUUAAUAGAAUGCUGUACAGUGUAAGCGGAUACGAACACAAGAAGCACUUCUGCCUGCACUGCCUCCACAGCUGUAAGAGUGAAGAGCUGCUGAAGAAGCACAAGGAGACAUGUCUUGAGGUAAAUGGAACUCAGGCCACAAAGCUUCCCAAGGAAGGAACUAAAAUAAAGUUCAAGAAUCACAGGAACUCAAUGCCUGCACCAUUUGUAAUAUAUGCCGACUUUGAAUCCAUACUGGUUCCAGAAGAGAGAAAAGUUGAUUCUGAGGGCACUGAGGACAAAAGCAGUACGGACCUUUACCAGACGCAUAAGGCUUGUAGUUUUGGGUUAAAAACAGUCUGCCACUACGACGAUAAGUACUCAGGUGAAUAUGUAAGUUACGUUGGUGAAGACGCCGCAUUAGUCUUCCUAAAGACCGUACUGAAGGAGUCCAUUAAGUGUAGAGAGAUGGUUAAUAAAAUAUUCAAGAAAAAGAUGGUAAUUACACCCGAACAGGAAACCGAGUUCUGGAUGACUAGGAACUGCUCAAUAUGUGGUAACGACCUCGGAGACGAUAGAGUGAGGGACCAUGAUCACGUAACUGGACUUUACCGUGGAGCUGCCCAUAAUAUGUGUAAUCUAAAAUACAGAAUCACAUGGAAAGUUCCAGUGGUCUUCCAUAAUCUGAGAGGUUACGAUAGCCAACUAAUUAUGCAAGAGAUCGGUAAGUUUAAGAUGGAUAUUAACGUGAUUCCAAAUAAUAUGGAAAAAUAUAUUUCCUUCUCACUAGGCAAAAGUCUUGUGUUCAUCGACUCAAUACAGUUCAUGGCUUCUUCUUUGGAAGCACUCGUAAGCAACCUUUCACCUGAGGACUUCAAAAUAGUAGGUAAGAGGUGGAAGGGUGAGGACUUUGAUCUUGUAACACAGAAGGGUGUAUUUCCAUAUGAGUAUCUAGAUGACAUCAGCAAACUCAAUACCGAGGGUCUUCCAAGUAAAGAUAAGUUUUACUCUUCACUAUAUAAGUCGGAGGUGAAAGGAGAAGAUUACCAGAGAGCUCAGAAAGUAUGGAAUCACUUUGGGAUGAAAACCAUGAGAGACUACCACGAUCUCUACCUGGAAACUGACGUUCUUCUACUGGCAGAUGUUUUUGAAAACUUCAGGAGAACUUGCUUGGAAAACUACAAGCUAGACCCU